AUGCCUAAUGGAUUCCCCAACUUCCGCUCAGUGCCCGAAGUCUAUCACAAACCGAAAAAGCCAACAACGGUGGCCAAACCCUCACCAAAACAAGUUGACAGUUCAUCGGCGUCUUUCACUAGUGAUGCCGAGACUCUACGAGACAUUCCUAUGAAGAAAUCAGUUUUUCGUGCUACGCUCGACACCAUACAUGACAUAAUGAACUAUCCGGCACACCGAAAUACCCGAUAA
Talaromyces rugulosus is the source of this 231-nucleotide messenger RNA. RefSeq lists its product as uncharacterized. Bases 1 to 231 code for a protein of 76 amino acids. The transcript has 2 exons. The record is from RefSeq and is a predicted model, not a curated record. NCBI's taxonomy places the organism in Eukaryota, Fungi, Ascomycota, Eurotiomycetes, Eurotiales, Trichocomaceae.